Messenger RNA from Drosophila hydei, 2458 nucleotides. RefSeq names its product zinc finger protein rotund. The coding region runs from base 633 to 2381 and encodes 582 amino acids. Gene Ontology annotation, molecular function: DNA-binding transcription factor activity, RNA polymerase II-specific; RNA polymerase II cis-regulatory region sequence-specific DNA binding. Lineage: Eukaryota; Metazoa; Arthropoda; Insecta; Diptera; Drosophilidae. The record is from RefSeq and is a predicted model, not a curated record. The transcript has 2 exons. Gene Ontology annotation, biological process: regulation of DNA-templated transcription.
UGUGCUUCUACUAUAAAACAAAGUUCAGCUAUUUCCAAUCAAUAAAAACUCAAAAAAAAAAGUUUUUUAAAUACUAGUAAAUACCGUUAUAUAAAAAAAGUGUUAGAAAACGUUUUUCACACGCGCCGUCGGCUUUGCAGCGUGCUGAUCUCCUUGUUGUUGCUGUUGCACUUAUGCAGAAUGCCAACAACAACAACAACAGCAACAGCAGCAACAAGAUCAACUCUAUAUAGCUAUAGCCAAUGCCAAUGCAGGUUAUCAACAUCCGUAAAGCGCUGCAAUCGCCAACGGUGCUCAAAUGUUGAUUUCUUCCUGCCGGCCAACGGAUAUCCGUGCGGAUUUUAUAGCUGCAGCAGCAGCAGCAGCAGCAGCGGCAGCACCAGCAUCAGCACCAGCAGCAACUAGACUACGUUGUACAAUUAAACUCGAAGAGGCUAGCAAAUUGAUGCUGCAACAACAACUACAACCAUAUACAACUUCAAGCAUGUUAAUAAGUCCUGCCUUUGAGCACAUCUUAACUCGAAGACAGCAAAAAUAAAAGAAGAAGAAGAUUUUUGCAGAGAUCCACCAAAACUGAGCAAGCUGAGCGACAAGGGCAACAACAACAACCACAAUCGAACCAGUUAACAGUUAUGAGAGAGAAAGACCACUCACCAAGAAAGAUGCUUCCUAGCCCAAAACAGGGCUGUGUUUACCCUGCCUUAGGUUUAAUACCCACAUCGUAUAUAUCACAUGUACCUUAUGAUCUGUCCGCCUCGACGACGGCGGCAACAGCCACCAGCAGCAUGACGACAACAACAGCAGCGCGACACCAGCAACACCAACAACAGCAGCAGCAACAACAACAGCAGCAGCAACAACAGCAACAACAACAAACACACCAUGGCAACAAGGCGAAGCGACGCAGCAGCUAUGAUCAGCCGCUGGAUUUGCGACUGGCGCACAAACGAAGGCAGCCCGUCAAGCUGGAAGAGGAGGAGACGCUGGAGCCGCAGCCGCUGGAGGAUGAGAACAGCAAUCUGAUUAUGUUCGCCAACGAGCUGGCAGCUCAGCGCAAGGAGAAGGAGCUGAACAAUAAUCACAUAGCCGCCUCGCUGGCAGAUCUGGGCUUCGAUAUGAGCCGCAAGAUGCUGCGCGCCUUGCGCGAAGGCGUCACCACAUCGCCGCCAGCGCCAGCGCCCAAUGCCAUUGUUGCUGCCGGCGUGCACUCGACGCUGCUGGAGGCGAUGACCAAGACGCUGCCGCUACAGUAUCGCAAUGUGUUUGCGCCGCCAGCGACGGGCGCGACAUGUCCCACGGCGCCGGAGUUUGCGUUUCGCCAUCCGCUCAAGAAGAGCGAUCUGAGCUGGGCGCCCAACGAACAGCAGCAACAGCAGCAGCAGCAGCUGAAGCUAGAGCAACUGAAGCUGGACUUGCCCACGCCCACGCCGACGCCGCAUCCGCAUCCGCAUCCGCAUCCACAUCCGCAGCUGCAGGAGUUUCAAUCACGGCAACAUUCGCGCAAGGCCAAGCAGCGACAGGCGCAGUCGCAGUCGCAAGCCCAAGGCCAGCCGCAGGCAGCGGCCGCUGCUGCUGGCAACUCUCUGCCCGUGCAGCGCAACAAGGAUCGCUAUACGUGCAAGUUUUGCGGCAAAGUGUUUCCGCGUUCCGCCAAUCUCACCCGGCACCUGCGCACCCACACGGGCGAGCAGCCGUACAAGUGCAAAUACUGCGAACGUUCCUUCAGCAUCUCCUCGAAUCUGCAGCGACAUGUGCGCAACAUCCACAACAAGGAGCGGCCCUUCAAGUGCGAGAUCUGCGAGCGCUGCUUUGGCCAGCAGACGAACCUGGACAGGCAUCUCAAGAAGCACGAAUCGGACGCGGUGUCGCUGAGCGCAUUGAGUGGCGUCAGCGAGCGCAUGCACUGCAUACGACGCUUCUGCGAGAAUCCCAACGAGGAGUCCUAUUUCGAGGAGAUACGCACGUUCAUGGGCAAGGUCACGCAGCAGCAGCAGCAACAGCAGCAGCAGCAGCAGCAACAGCAGCAGCAACAGCAGCCACAGUCACUGCCAUUGGCAACAUCGCGCAGCUCCGCCUCGUCCAGCUGCUCAGCCUCGCACACGCCUACAUCCUCGCACACGCCCACGCAAUCGGAGUCAGCGGAAACGCUGGCACAGGAGCUGCGCCGACUGCAGGCGGAGCGCGCCAAAUCCGGCGACGACAGUAACGAGGAGCAGCAGCAGGAGCAGCAACUGGCGCAGCAGGCGCGCCAGCUGGAGGCAGAGGCCGAGGAGUCCAAGUGCAUAUUGCAGCUGAAGAAAACGCUGGCCUCCAAACUAUUUCCCACAACAACAACUGCAGCAGCAGCAACGGAAACACCAGCGCUCAAGCAGGAACCUUAAGGGUCAACCUCACACUGCAUCCCGUCCUGAAGCAGACGACAACAAUUUCCUAUACGGUAGAAGCGAGCAGCAAACAA